UUUCUCCUAAUGUCUAUAAUUACAAAUAAAACUAUUGGAAUUAUUCCUGAAUUAAAAACUGAGUUAAAUAAACUUGCAAAUCUGGAACACGUGACAGCCAAUCUACAUGCGAAAAUAAAGCAGUCUGCAGUAAAACAGAACACGUGUUUUCAAGAUUAUGAUGAUCUCAUCAAGCUGCAAAUAGAAAACACUAAACUUAAACAUCGGUUCGCCAUUAUCAUAAAAUCAAUAACUGAAGAGAAAAAUACAAAUUUUAGAAUGCAUGAAGAUAAUACUCUUUCUAUUAUGGGAUAUUUGGAAAAAGUUUUUACAAAAGCAAUUUCCAAUGCAUAUCCCAAGUUUUCUAACGUUCCAACUAUUAUUGCGGCUGUGAAUGUGUCGUCAAAAUUCGGAGACUACCAGUGUAAUAACGCUAUGGGACUAGCCAAGAAAAUGAAGGAACAAGGAAUUAUAAAAACCCCACGAGAUAUUGCUCAAGAUAUUAAAAAAUGUGUUCCAGAGUCUCCAAUAAUAGAGCAAGUAGAAGUUUCAAGUGCUGGAUUCAUCAACAUUUUUAUCAGCAAGAAGCUUGCUGUGCUCUCGUUAACAAAUAUGUUGCGGUAUGGCAUUCAGCCACCAAAGGUUUCAAAAAAACGCGUAUUAGUUGACUUUUCUUCUCCAAACAUCGCAAAACAAAUGCAUGUUGGUCAUUUACGUUCCACCAUAAUUGGCGAGUCAAUCUGUAGGCUUCUUGAAUUUCUACAACAUGACGUUAUUCGCAUCAAUCAUCUUGGGGAUUGGGGAACGCAGUUUGGCAUGCUCAUAGCACAUCUAGAAGAUCGUUUUCCAAAUUUUCAAAACGAGAGCCCACCAAUAGGAGAUCUUCAAGAAUUUUACAAAGAAUCAAAGAAACGGUAAGUGGUAAUUGUAACAACUAUUU
Drosophila arizonae is the source of this 919-nucleotide messenger RNA. It is a transcript of the gene ArgRS, whose product is annotated as arginine--tRNA ligase-like protein. Gene Ontology annotation, biological process: arginyl-tRNA aminoacylation. The record is from RefSeq and is a predicted model, not a curated record. Gene Ontology annotation, cellular component: cytoplasm. Lineage: Eukaryota; Metazoa; Arthropoda; Insecta; Diptera; Drosophilidae. Gene Ontology annotation, molecular function: ATP binding; arginine-tRNA ligase activity.